Molecule: messenger RNA, 1104 nt
Organism: Leptosomus discolor (cuckoo roller)
Lineage: Eukaryota; Metazoa; Chordata; Aves; Leptosomiformes; Leptosomidae
Source: RefSeq, a predicted model, not a curated record
AUGGAGCACCAUGAUUUUUACAAGGGCUGUUCCUCCAAACGAGACUUGAUUGCAGUUUCAGCAGUUGCUUUACAGGAUCAUAUAAUACACAGUCAUCAGCUCCAGGAUCUUUCAUUAGCAGAUCUUUUUAAGUCAAGGACAAGGAAUACCAAGAACGCUUACAGACCCGUGAACAAAGAAUUGGUCAGGGCAGUAGUAGAUACUGGACUAAGAGAAAAGAGCACUGACCACAAACACAAGGAAGAUGCAGAAAAGGAGUAUGUUCUUGAUCCCAGUCCUCCACAGCUAACGUUAGCUCAGAAAUUAGGCCUAGCUGAGCCUCAUUCCUUGCCACUAACUGCUGAAGAAUGGGUAAAAAUGAAGCAGAGAUCCAUACAGCACAGAGGCUCCAUACAGCCUUGUGCAAUAUGCAGGGAAGAAUUUGCACUUCAGCCUCAGGUGCUGCUUUCAUGUUCCCAUGUAUUCCAUAAAGCAUGCCUGAAAGCCUUUGAAAUAUUUACAGGUAAAAAGUUUUGUCCUCUGUGUAGAAAAGAGCAGUAUCAGACCAAAGUAAUACGUGAUGGGGCACGCUUGUUUAAAAUGUGCGCUAUUAGAAUUCAAGCUUCCUGGAGGUGACAUACUGUUAGAAAAUGGUAUAAAGACUUGAGCAAAACAGUGCCUCCUAAAGAUAGCGAAUUAAGAAAGCAAUUCUUUGAGAAAAAGGUUCCACAGAUCAGCAAUCAACUGUUGAGUUCUUACAUCAACCUGGAUGAAUUUUUUUUCUGACACAAUUAUUUUAUAGCUGCAAGUCCAGAUGUGUUUCAGCAUCUGGAAGGAAAAGAAAUAUUAAGUGCAACUGAGUGGGAGAAGAUCCAGAUGCAGGUUGGCAUUUGGCAAGAGAUAUUUGACUGCCCUGUCUGUAUCGUGCCCCUCAGUCCUACAGUUCAGUCUGCCCUUCUCCUUUCUGGUAACAGCAAUCAGUUUUCAGGAGAGCCUGUUCUGCUUUCUUGUUCACUUCUGUUUCAUCAUACCUGUCUUCAAGCAUUUGAAGAGUUUUCCUUGGGAGAGUGACAUAUUUGUCCUUUAUGUUGUUCAUAUUAUCAGAAGAAAAUCCUCAACUGUUGA